Messenger RNA from Trichomonas vaginalis G3, 663 nucleotides. RefSeq lists its product as uncharacterized. The transcript has a single exon. NCBI's taxonomy places the organism in Eukaryota, Parabasalia, Trichomonadida, Trichomonadidae. The record is from RefSeq and is a predicted model, not a curated record. Bases 1 to 663 code for a protein of 220 amino acids.
AUGAAUUUCUUAUUGAUUUUAUGUGAAAAUAUACUUACUGAUUCGAACUCCAUUCUGAGGAAUGCUUACUAUAAGAACUUAGUCGAGGUUUCUGUCAGUGGAUCAACCUCCCAAUACAUCAACGGAACUAAGCAACUAACAAAACCCGAGUAUGUUUUUGAUCAAGUACCUAAAAACUACGAUUGGUGCUCUAACUGCGGAAAAUCUGAUAAAGAUCAUCCAUGGGCUGUUUACUCAGUUAAGAAUCAGCUUAUGAAUAUUAAUGGUUACUACUUAAAGAGCGGAUGCUGUGAUACAGCAGAUGAUGCAUGCUGCUGUUACGAUGAGCAAUAUUAUUGCUGCUUGUGCUGCAUCUAUUCCUGGUCCCUUCAAAUAUCUAUGGAUAAUCAAACAUGGAAAACAAUUCAUAAGGUCGAAAAGGAUAAUGAAAUGAGGCGUUGCAAAGAAAAAACAUAUAAAUUCAGCGAAACUCACACUGCAAAAUAUGUUCGACUUAUUCAAGACGAAUCUUGCCCAGGAGAUCCACCAUGCAUCGCUAUCAACAAAAUAGAAUUUAUCGGAACUACUUCUGAUGGUUAUGCCUUAGAUAAUAACGUUGAAUUUGAUGCUGAAGAUGAUGAUGUCAGUAUCAUCGGCCAUAUAUCAAAGCAAUCAGCACAUUAA